Molecule: messenger RNA, 441 nt
Organism: Cynara cardunculus var. scolymus (artichoke)
Lineage: Eukaryota; Viridiplantae; Streptophyta; Magnoliopsida; Asterales; Asteraceae
Product: ribonuclease E-like
Exons: 1
Coding region: 1-441 (146 amino acids)
Source: RefSeq, a predicted model, not a curated record
AUGGAUCGCCUCUCGCAGGAUCAUGCUCUCGAAGUCGGUCUUCUUCAAGCUAGAUCGCCGAGCGUACUUGAAAAGCAAAUGGACAUCAUAGCACUGAGUCUUGAUAACCUCUUCUCUAGUCAUGUUGAUGACAAAGAGGGGGAGAAAGAUUUGGAUGCUGCUGUUGUCCCUACAACUGAAUCUGAAGCUGAGGUUGUUGAUGAUACCAUCACUACCCAUGAAGCUAAUGAAGCCAAGGUUGUUGAUGAUGCCAUCAGAGCUGAUGCUAAAUCUUAUGACGAAGACCUUCCUAUCACCCCUGCAGCUGAUGCUAGUGAUGAGGAAGAUGAAGAUGAAAAUGAUGACGAUGAAGAUGACUCUCCAUUCCUUUCUGACGCUGGAAAGGAUCUCGAUAGUGAUGAUGAUGAAAACGACGAUGAUGAAGACUUCACGAUUCAGUAG